AUGGCAUCACGGUACAAGGACAAGGAAACGGGCACCGUCGUGCUCUCUUUUGGAGGCCAAUGGGUUAGCUGGACACAUACCGCCGUUGCAUAUGCUGCGUUCCUGAGCGCCCUCAUCGUCGGCGUCUCGCUCCACUUCCACAAGAUUGUGCAAAACGAGUGGUAUGGCUACCCCGAGGAGUGGUUCCCUUCCGUCUCCGCGACCAUUGGCGAUCGGUACCCCGAGCGGUCCAUCUUCAUGCUCUUUAUUGCCAUUACGUCAGGCCCGAGAUUUGCGCUCGUCGGGCUGUGGUACCUUUUGACAGCAAGGCCCGGCCGGACCCUCCCAAAGGCCGUUGCCAUUGCCGGACUCGUUCGGACGCUAACGUGCGGGGGGUGGACAUACAUCACGUCGACCGACGACCAUGACUGGCACGACAUCCUGAUGAUCUCGUACCUCGUGUUUACCAUUCCUUGGACUGCCGGCUUACAGGAAAUACCUUGCCGGCGCAUUCUUUGGCACUUUGUUGCCGUUACCUAUACCACAUACGCCUUUUUUGAGUGGUCGCUGAUUCUGUUUGACGUUGCCUUCGAUGCCGUGACGGCGCUGGACUUCAGCACCUUCGAACUAGUUAUCCGGGAUGUCAAUGGAGCAAACAAGGGCUCCAACAAGUCCUCCGUCCUUGCUGCCGUGCUUAAGAAAGAGAAAGAGAGCGCCACAAUAGGCGUAAUUUCGGCAGGUUUCAGGCUUGGCAACGCCCUCGAUAUUGCGGCUGAUGCGUAUCAUGGCUUCGUUUUUUGGUCCAUUCUGACCAGUUUGGGCGUCGUUGUCUGGUAUUUUCCGCUAUGGCACAUGGGCAUCUCGGGCUACGAAGCAUUCGUCAUGUCGACCAUCAGUCCUGCUCUGCUGGGGCUUAAGUCCGUACGCUCGUUUGUUAUCAGCAACCAGCGCGUGUUCCAUCUCCUUUCCCUGACCGGUCUGCUAGCGUACCUGGUGGUCAACCCAACCAUUCGGCUUUUCACUGUCGGCUUUGGCGUCUCAAUGGGCUGUCUUGCCUGGGCUGCGACCUGGUUUUCCGACUCGGUCCCCCGCCAGACUAGAAUCCCGCAUUCUCGCGUGGAUGCUCUGUGUUUUACUCGAUGGGCGCCUCUGCAGGCUGAAAAUGCUGUUAUGAAGAAGAGUGGCUCAGCAGUGCUUUCUGCUUUCGGCAUUGGUGGUUUGUUCUUUGCCCUGCAUUCCUUGUUGUCGGACACUAGCACCAUGAUCCUUUGGGUUUGGGAUGGGUACCCGAUCCGUGGCCCGGUGUCAAACGUUCAUGCCUGGUUCACCAUUGCCGCCAUGACAAUUGGGCUGAUGAUUGGGACCUUCAGGCCUGGUCUCGUCGCUACCUGGACGGCGUUCGGUGUGGGCUCCAUUGGCGCUGCAGUGCUGACCCUUUACCAACAGUGGUUUGGCUACUAUGGCGCCUUAGCUUUGGCGACUUAUCUAACGGCCAUUUCGGUGCCGUUGAUCGCGAACGCCUCCAAGAAGAGCCCUGCCGUCGUUUUCGGUCUCGGCUUCUUUAUCUACAAUUUUCUGGUCCUCUUCCAUGUCUGGGUCGUUGCAUAUGCUUUUGUCCCUGGCGGGCCUCUGGUACGCGAACAUACGGACUGGAUUAUGAUCACCACGAUGCUCUUCAUCGGAGCCGGUGUCUUUGAUCUGAUCUCGGAACAGGCAAGUGCUAGCAAGACAAAUAUCCGUCGUCGUCCUGGAGCUUCCGGCCACAGGAAGUAUCACGUUGGCAUACUCGGCCUUCUAAACAUUUUGUUUCUUGGCGCAAACUACUUCCGCAUCCCUACAAACGACUACAAACCGUAUCACGCCGAGGACCGGCUUUUCACAGCUGGUAUUUGGACCAUUCAUUUCUCUCUGGACAACGACAUGUGGUCUUCAGAGUACCGGAUGCGUGACCUCAUCAAGGAGUUGGAAAUCGAUGUUGUCGGCUUGCUCAAAUCGGACCUGCAGCGCGUGAUCAUGGGCAACCGCGACACGACGCAGUUCCUUGCCGAGGAUCUUGGAAUGUACGUCGACUACGGCCCGGGGCCCAACAAGCACACAUGGGGCGCGGCACUGUUGUCCAAAUUCCCCAUCCUUAACUCGACGCACCACCUGCUCCCGAGUCCCGUCGGCGAGUUGGCGCCCGCCAUCCACGCGACGCUGGAUGUCUAUGGCACCCUCCUAGACAUCUUCGUAUUCCACUCGGGGCAGGAAGAGGACGAAGAGGACCGCCAUCUGCAGUCCGAGUACCUCGCCAACCUAAUGGGUAGCUCACCGCGCCCGAGCGUCCUGCUGUCCUACCUCGUCACGAAACCGCUCGAGGGCAAUUACAACACAUAUGUCUCCAAGACCAGCGGCAUGCACGACGUGGAUCCCUCUGACUGGGACCGCUGGUGCGAAUACAUCUUGUACAAGGGCCUGCGCCGCACAGGCUACGCCCGUGUGAGUCGUAGCACCAUCACCGACACCGAGCUGCAGGUCGCCAAGUUUGUCGUUCCCCGCCCCGGUGACGACAGCGCCCGCGUCUGGGCAGCCUCGCCUAAGCAGCGAGACAAGAAGACUUCGGAGUCGGACGUUCCCCCGGGGUGGCGCUUCCCCGCUUUGUUCAACGGCGAGGGCGUCCGAGGCCACUUUUACAACGUCUUCAACGAGUCGCGGUAUUACAAAUACUAA
Lasiosphaeria miniovina is the source of this 2688-nucleotide messenger RNA. Its product is annotated as Frag1/DRAM/Sfk1 family-domain-containing protein. Gene Ontology annotation, biological process: GPI anchor biosynthetic process; fungal-type cell wall organization. The transcript has 10 exons. Gene Ontology annotation, cellular component: endoplasmic reticulum. The record is from RefSeq and is a predicted model, not a curated record. NCBI's taxonomy places the organism in Eukaryota, Fungi, Ascomycota, Sordariomycetes, Sordariales, Lasiosphaeriaceae. Bases 1 to 2688 code for a protein of 895 amino acids.